Messenger RNA from Pestalotiopsis fici W106-1, 807 nucleotides. RefSeq lists its product as uncharacterized. The record is from RefSeq and is a predicted model, not a curated record. Gene Ontology annotation, cellular component: mitochondrion; membrane; cytoplasm. The coding region runs from base 1 to 807 and encodes 268 amino acids. The transcript has a single exon. Lineage: Eukaryota; Fungi; Ascomycota; Sordariomycetes; Amphisphaeriales; Sporocadaceae.
AUGCUGGCCACAAACAUUCAGAGCGCCAUCCGGCGAAGCCUGAACCCGAUACGAACAGCAAAGCCCCCGCGGCGCUUCCAAUCGACGGGCCCAGGUCCAAAUGCGACAAAGCCCCCGAAACCAGAUGAUGCUGCUGCUGCGAUUGCGCCCGGCGCACCCUCGACUCCCUCGAAUGCGCCGACGACCAACCUAGCGAUAUGGCAAAGACUCGGGCCUCUUACGAAAGCGGCAAAUGCCUUUACCAGAGCAAACCAGAAGCGGCCGUGGGUCACGCAGGUCUGCUCGUCGCUCUUCAUCUACCUCAUUGCAGACCUCAACGCCCAGAGAAUCGGCGGAAAAGAGUACGACCCCAUUCGGACGCGCAACAUGCUCAUCACGGGCGCCUGCUUCUCGAUCCCCGGGUAUGAGUGGUUCAAGGCUCUGGGCGGAUGGUUCACCUUUUCGUCCAAGGCGCUGUCGGUCGCGACCCGGGUGCUGUUUAACCAGUUCACCUUUGCGCCCCUGAUCAACAUUUACUUCUUCUCCAUGCAGGCGCUGCUGACGGGCGCCGACCCCGUACAGCGCGUCAUGGAAAAGGGCCCCGAGACGUGGAAGAACAGCUGGAUCGUCUGGCCCUCGGUUAUUGCCUUUAACCUGGCCUUUGUGCCCUUUCAGUUCCGCGGCCUCGUCGCCGGCUGCGUCAGUGUCUGCUGGCAGACGUACCUCAGUAUUCAGAACAAGAAGGCGGAAAUGCUCGAAGAGGCCAACAAGCAAAAAGCCGCCGAAAACGAAACUGUCGAGGUCAGAGCUCUGGCAGCAGUGGCGUAA